CCGGCUGCACGAUUCAGAAAGAGAGCAACACUUUUGACCACUGCAACAAAACAAUCGAGGAGGAAAGGGAUCACAAAAAAACAGCAGCAAGCGACGGCGUCCCCGGCCGGCCGCCGGCCAUGGCUUCCGACCUUCUCCUCCACAUCCUCCUGGCCGCUGCCGCCUCGCUCUGGGCUGUGGCGGCUGGUCAGGACGACAACGUCCUGCGGCCUUUUGCACCAUCGUGCUCGACGACGGGCAACUACACCGCCGGCAGCAAGUACAAGAAGAACCUGGACGAGCUCCUGGCCGCGCUCCCCGCGGCGGCCGGUGACAACGGCUGGUUCUACAAGGGCCGCGCCGGCGCGGACGCCGACGAGGUGUUCGGCCUCAUCAUGUGCUUCGCCGACCGCAACGCCACGCAGUGCCAGGACUGCCUCUCCAGGGCGCCGGUGGGGAUCAUGACGGUGUGCCCGGGCAGCCGGAACGUGAGCGCGGCGUACGACGCGUGCGUGCUCCGGUACUCGGCGGCGCCGAUCCCCGCCACCGCCGACCUCGGCGCCGUGCUCGCCGUGUACGUCUCCGGCGAGCCCGUCACCUCGCGGGGCCUGCGGGGCGCAUGGCUGCCGCUGAUGAGCAAGCUCACGGCGGGUGUCACCGCCUCGCCGUUGCGGCUCGCCAACGAGACCGCUCCCUACUCGAGCUCGCAGGAGAUGUAUGGGCUGGCGCAGUGCACGAGAGACCUCAACGGCACCGAGUGCUCCAAGUGCAUCAACAACUACAUCAGCCAGCUGGAAGGUCAGUUCCACAACAACACCAGCGGCGCCAUCAAGGGGUACAGCUGCUACCUCAUCUACCAGGUGGGCGCGCUCGAUAUCACCCUGCCGCCGGCGACUGUGCCGCCGCCGACAGAACCAUCAUCGUCUUCCAAGACACGGCUUGUGAUAGGCUUGUCUGUUGGUGGAGCUGCGUCCUUCGUCGUCCUGGGCUCCUUGAUAUGGCUUCAUCGUCAAAGACGGCGGCGGAAACGAGCAAGAAUCCUCAACAACCAAGCGAGGGAGCGGGAGCUGGAAGAGGGCGACUUCCUCGACGACAAGCCGGAGAUGCAGGACGACUUCGAGAAAGGGACCGGGCCGAAGCGGUUCCGCUACGACGAGCUCGCCAUUGCCACCGACGACUUCUCGGACGACCAUAAGCUCGGAGAAGGCGGAUUCGGGUCGGUGUACAGAGGAUUCCACAAGGAGAUGGGCAUUGAGGUCGCCAUCAAGAAGGUAUCCAAGGGUUCGAAGCAGGGGAGGAAGGAGUACGCCUCGGAGGUGAGCAUCAUCAGCCGGCUGCGGCACCGCAACCUCGUGCAGCUCAUCGGUUGGUGCCACGGCGGCGGCGAGCUCCUCCUCGUCUACGAGCUGAUGCACAAUGGCAGCCUCGACACGCACCUCUACAGCGGCGCCACCGGCGCCGCCCUGUUGCCAUGGCAGCUGCGGCAUGAGAUCGUGCUCGGCCUGGGAUCGGCCCUGCUCUACCUGCACCAGGAUUGGGAGCAGUGCGUUCUCCACAGGGACAUCAAGCCGAGCAACGUCAUGCUGGACGCGUCGUUCCACGCCAAGCUCGGCGACUUCGGCCUCGCCAGGCUCGUCGACCACGGCCGGCGCUCGCACACCACGGUGCUCGCCGGCACCAUGGGGUACAUGGACCCAGAGUGCAUGACCACCGGCCAGGCGAGCGCCGAGUCGGACGUCUACAGCUUCGGCGUCGUCCUCCUCGAGAUCGCCUGCGGGCGGCGGCCCAUGGUGGCUCGCCACGGCGAAGACGGCGUCGUCGUCCACCUCGUGCAAUGGGUGUGGGAGUUCUACGGCCGGGGAGCCAUCCUCGACGCCGCCGACGCGCGGCUGGUGGGCGAGUUCGACGUCCGGGAGAUGGAGACGGUGAUGGUCGUUGGGCUGUGGUGCGCGCACCCUGACCGGAGCCUGAGGCCGUCCAUCAGGCAGGCCGUCAACGUGCUGCGGCGAGAGGCGCCGCCGCCGAGCCUGCCGGCGAGGAUGCCGGUGGCGACCUACAUGCCCCCACCUGACGCUUUCUACUACACAUCUUCGGUGGCUACAGGCGGCAGCAGCGCCACCACCACCGGCACCUCCCAGUCCAGCAGCACGACAGAGACAUCUACCUUGCUGAAAUGACCACACAGCAUGGUUAUGGUUUUACACCAGGACAUUGUUUGGUUUGGCUAAAUUUUUUUUUGCGAAAAAAGAAUUGUUGUAUUAAACUAGGGAGGUGACCCGACCCGCGCAUUUGCGCGGCUAGUUUGACUAAAAUUUUGUAUAUUGCUAUUAUUUAAAUGUUGUUAUAAAUGUUUGGAAAACAACUUAUGAAAUUCUAGA
Molecule: messenger RNA, 2357 nt
Organism: Panicum virgatum (switchgrass)
Lineage: Eukaryota; Viridiplantae; Streptophyta; Magnoliopsida; Poales; Poaceae
Product: L-type lectin-domain containing receptor kinase IX.1-like
Exons: 1
Coding region: 120-2156 (678 amino acids)
Biological process (GO): protein phosphorylation
Cellular component (GO): plasma membrane
Molecular function (GO): protein kinase activity; ATP binding
Source: RefSeq, a predicted model, not a curated record